AAACUUAAUACCAUGAACACAGACGCUGAACUGUUCUGUUCUGCUCUCUAGCUCAAGCUCGGAAGUGCUCACUCAUCACUUCUUUACGCCUUUUAACACCCUUCUCCACUUCUAACGACAGGAGUAAGCGUUAACAGCUGACAGUACCACGGCUCAGUCCCCUGGGCGGUCACUUCUUCUCCUGUCUCUCGUCCCUGAUCCUCCGGCGCGAUGGAGAGAGUUCAACACAUCACCCGCUCGGCCAUACGCAGGGCCUCCGUCAUCGAGGUGAACCCGCAGACCAAACGCAACCUGCAGGAGCUCUUCAUCAACUUCUCGCUCAUCCUCAUCUGUCUGCUCCUCAUCUACAUCAUCGUCCUGCUGUUGUGAAUAUGGAGGACGAGCGUGGCUGAAGGAACCCGUGGCCUGGACGGAGAUUGGGACAAGAACAGGACUUUCCUCACAUUAUUGCUGGCUUUUAUUACACGGUGUGAUCAUCUUUAGAAUUUAGAUAUUUUUCUAGAUAUUUUCAUUUCUUAUCGCUACCACUACGAUAUAUAACAAUAUUUAAUGUACACCAGCCUACAUGUGUCACUCAAUCAGAGGUCCAAGUAAGUAAUAGGGCAAGUAAGUAAUAGUAGAAGUAAUAGGGCCAAAUAGCCUACAGAAAAUAAAAUUAAAGGUGCAGUUUGUCAUUUUUAAAUGUUUUUCUAAAUAUAUACCAAUUACAUCAUAUCGAAGACGAAAACAUUCACAAUUUUUUGCUAUGCAAUGGAUCUUACUCAUUUAUUUGUGUCUAGUUUCUGUUUAUGUUUUUCUGGCCCGGAAAUUCCCACUAACCUCUCCAAAGAGCUGCUUAAAAGGCAACUCAUGAGGCACGUGUGCAGACAGAGAGUGGGCGAGGAGAAAGACAAGGCUGGUCAAUGUUUUAAUCACGCUUGCAAUCUCUUCUCAACCAGCAGAGGGCGCUAAAUGUUACAAACAAUUUUGACAAGCUGAACACACAAAAUCAAACAUUUUGGCUUCCCCAAACAAUGUGUCCUGAUUUACUUUCGUUUCCUACUUUGUAAAUAAAGUACGUACAAAUAAUAAAUUCA
Molecule: messenger RNA, 1076 nt
Organism: Ictalurus punctatus (channel catfish)
Lineage: Eukaryota; Metazoa; Chordata; Actinopteri; Siluriformes; Ictaluridae
Product: cardiac phospholamban
Exons: 2
Coding region: 211-369 (52 amino acids)
Biological process (GO): negative regulation of calcium ion import into sarcoplasmic reticulum; negative regulation of ATPase-coupled calcium transmembrane transporter activity; negative regulation of heart rate
Cellular component (GO): sarcoplasmic reticulum; membrane
Molecular function (GO): ATPase inhibitor activity
Source: RefSeq, a predicted model, not a curated record